AUGGUUGGAACAUCCAAGAAGAACAAAAAGAACAUAAAGAAAGGGACCGUAUCCGUUGAGUACCAAUGUCCGCUGAAUCUUCUUCUGUGUGACAUGUGGGUUAAGAUUGCCAUGAAUGUUGCACCGAAUUCGAUUCAGGAUCUGUUCAACAUGCAGGCAACUUGCAAAGUGUUUCUGGAUGCAGCGAGGUCCGACUUUGUCUACAAGCAUGCAUCGAUGCUGGAGUUACGGAUUGCGUCCUUUUUAUAUUACGCUUGCCGGCCUGCAAAGAGGUUCAUAUAUUGCUACGCGAGAGCAGAAAAUCUGGUUGCUCUACUCUGGGUGGGGAUGAUUGAUUUCUUCUGA
Messenger RNA from Arachis duranensis, 345 nucleotides. RefSeq lists its product as uncharacterized. Bases 1 to 345 code for a protein of 114 amino acids. The transcript has a single exon. The record is from RefSeq and is a predicted model, not a curated record. NCBI's taxonomy places the organism in Eukaryota, Viridiplantae, Streptophyta, Magnoliopsida, Fabales, Fabaceae.